Drosophila busckii is the source of this 1839-nucleotide messenger RNA. RefSeq names its product putative glycerol kinase 5. Gene Ontology annotation, cellular component: mitochondrion. Gene Ontology annotation, biological process: triglyceride metabolic process; glycerol-3-phosphate biosynthetic process; glycerol metabolic process. The coding region runs from base 222 to 1811 and encodes 529 amino acids. The transcript has 7 exons. Gene Ontology annotation, molecular function: phosphotransferase activity, alcohol group as acceptor; kinase activity. The record is from RefSeq and is a predicted model, not a curated record. Lineage: Eukaryota; Metazoa; Arthropoda; Insecta; Diptera; Drosophilidae.
GACGUCAGCGUUUCGUUACCUGCCAACUCAAUUGCGCCUGAAGCGAACAGCUGAGUGAAGCCGACUUUAUUAUUAUUAUCUUUUAGAUUUGAUACGGUCAGAAAAUGAGAUACUAUAGAACUCGGCGUAACUAUGACAGCCAGACAAACUCAGUUCGCAAGCGAUCGUCGUCAAAACAACAGUGACAUACGAUACGAAAUAGAAGCAGCAGCAGCAGCAGCAUGAAAACAUCAUAUAUAGCGGCAUUGGACGUUGGUACGACGAACUUGCGUUGCUUUGUGCUUGAUGAGAACUGCACAGUUCAGGGGUCGGCGGCGGAUACUGUGGAGCUAUUAAAUCCGCAACCAGGCUACUUUGAGAUUGAGCCCGAAGGUUUAUGGCGCAAAAUAGUUCAAGUUAUUAAACUGGCCAUACGCAAUGCAAAGUUAACGCCCGCUGAGAUUAGCUGCUUUACUAUAUCCACGCAGCGCUGCACGUUUCUCACAUGGAAUCACAAGACUAAAGAAUAUUAUCAUAAUUUUAUAACCUGGAAGGAUUUGCGCGCCGAUGCAUUAGUUAAUCAAUGGAACGCCAGCUUGACGCUGCGUGGCAUCAACACUUUUCUCUAUACGCUUUACUUGUUAACCAGGAGCGCGCGUUUCUUGGCAGGCAGCGUGCUGAAGCUCAUGAAUGGACAAGUGACGCCGCGUUUGAUGUUUGAAAUUGCUCAAAACAAGCGUCUGAAGCAGGCCUUGAAAGAUAAAGAAGCGCGCGUGGAGCUGUUGGAUUCAUGGAUUUUAUAUAAACUGCGCUCAGGCAAUGGACUGGAACCGGAUGUUGAGCACAUUACAGAUAUAACCUCCAGCACGGCGACAGGUCUUUAUGAUCCUUUUACCUUAGGCUGGUCGCCCUUGGUGCCUUGGAUAUUUGGCAUUGAUUUGAGCCUGCUGCCGCGUGUUGUGGACAAUAGCUAUAAGGACUUUGGACAUGUGCAUCCAGCUGCCUUUGGCGCAGAUUGGGGGAGCACUAAAAUACCCAUUGCUGCCUCGCUCAGCGAUCAAACUGGUGCCAUGUGGGGAUCACAGUGCUUUAAUACAGGUGACGUUAAGGUUACCAUGGGUACGGGCGCUUUCCUCAAUCUUAUAACUGGCUGUGAUUGCAAAGCUGUUAUCAGUGGGAUGUAUCCUUUGGUAGCCUGGCAGCUAAAUCAAAAGCAGAAACAGCUGCAAACAGUUUAUUGUGUAGAAGGUGCAUCGCAUGAUUUUGGCACAGUGGUCAGCUGGGCGCAUUCCUGUGAGCUUUUUGAGCAGCCCGCAGAUACGGCGGACAUGGCGUUAUCCGUGCCCGAUACAAAUGAUGUAUACUUUAUGCCUGCUUUCAGUGGUUUGGGUCCUCCUGUAAAUGAUUAUCGUGCUGCCAGCGGCUUCAUUGGCAUGACACCGUCCACAACCAAAGCGCAUUUGGUGCGUGCGCUGCUGGAGAGCAUCGUCUUUCGCGUGGUGCAGUUGAUAGAAAGCGCCAAACAGGAAACGGGACAACAUCUUCAAGUUAUAAAAGUUGAUGGCGGCGUUUCGCGCAAUGAUUUUGUUUGCCAGUUCUUAGCCGAUGCCAGCGGCUUGCGUGUGGAGCGCGCUGUCUGCACGGAGGCUAGCGUUAUGGGCGCCACUUACUUGGCGGGCCUUAAUCAUGGCAUUUGGAAAUCGCUCGACGAACUCAAACGCUUUCGCCAGGUGGAACGCAUUUUUGAGCCGCAGCCAAAGCUUUAUGAGAUUAUAAAAGCUCGCAUGGACAAAUGGCAUGUGGCCAUUGAGCGUUUUAGUGAUUGGUAUUAGCCUAUUUGUUAUAUUUAUAUUUUUUUAU